Molecule: messenger RNA, 550 nt
Organism: Lindgomyces ingoldianus
Lineage: Eukaryota; Fungi; Ascomycota; Dothideomycetes; Pleosporales; Lindgomycetaceae
Product: DUF1903-domain-containing protein
Exons: 5
Coding region: 143-379 (78 amino acids)
Cellular component (GO): mitochondrial intermembrane space
Source: RefSeq, a predicted model, not a curated record
CCACUCGACGCGGGAAAAUUCUGGCUCGGAUUAAGUUGCUGCCUAUUCAAAUUCGGUGUCAGAUUUUUGCGAGACGACAGAGGUAUUGGAUUCGCAAUUGUUGCUUUCACCGGAAGGAGCGCCUGUCCACGUGACAGUCAAAAUGGGGUUGAAUGAAGACCUUCGGAUGGAUCCACCGUGCCAUCCCCGGGCAUGUGCAAUUCAAAAUUGCCUGCAGAGGUUCGACUAUCGGGAGGAGAAGUGCAGAAAAGAGGUCGAUGCGCUCUAUGAAUGCUGCAAUGCGUUCUACCAGAAGAACGGGGACGAGGCCAGGACGGUUAGCUGCCCCAAGGCUCCACUCCUCAGACUGAAGAUGAAGCAAAGGGGACAAGGCAUCUAGUCGAGAUAGCUGUCAAUGGAGAUGAAUGCACGAGCAGAUGUCACACCCCCUUUCGAGUCUGCGCCUUCAGCCUCCAUAAAGAAGUCCAGCCAGGUAGUAGAAGGUAUUUUGUUCUAAGGCGAUCGUGAGCACGCAAGAGACCGCGAAGGUCUGUACAAACAUUGAAUGUAA